Molecule: messenger RNA, 2301 nt
Organism: Oncorhynchus masou masou (cherry salmon)
Lineage: Eukaryota; Metazoa; Chordata; Actinopteri; Salmoniformes; Salmonidae
Product: beta-1,3-galactosyltransferase 1-like
Exons: 3
Coding region: 286-1389 (367 amino acids)
Cellular component (GO): Golgi membrane
Molecular function (GO): N-acetyl-beta-D-glucosaminide beta-(1,3)-galactosyltransferase activity
Source: RefSeq, a predicted model, not a curated record
AGUCUUUUAUCAAGGCUUUUAACCAUUGUUUUAUAUUUCAAUUAAGCAACUUUGGCAACGAUUGAGCGGUUUUACCUUUGGUCUCUCUGUCCGAAGCGGUGUACACGUUCAAAUUGGAUUUUGUCGAUAACUUCGCGUGGGAUCUGAAGCGCUGUAAGGAGGAACUCUCUAACUACAGAUUGAGGAACUUCCCCUUCUUUCUCCUGGAUACCUGUCGCAGUUGCAAAUGAGAACUUGUUCUCAACUGGCCUACCUGGUUAAAUUAAAACAAUCUUACCCAAAUGCAUGAUGGGGGUCUGCCACGACUUCUGGACCCAGCACCCCCCACCUGACGCCCAUGAUGCCCAGCCCCUCAUCGCUAAACAAUGCAGUACUGAUGAUAGCCAGAAGGGGGCAGACAGAACACAGCUCAAAAAGAGACGCUGGUGUCGCAACAGCUGCCUUGGCCUGUUUCUGUUCCUGGUCGUGAUGAUGACUGUGGUCAUCCUGGAAGUUGACCUCAAAGAAUGGAUCUCACCUUCAACAACCAAGCCAGCAGCAAACAUGUCCCGAGGACCGUACCAUGUACAAUACCCACAUGAGUACUCCUUCAUCCUGGAUGAGCCAGAGAAAUGCCGGGAGCAGAACCCCUUCCUGGUUCUGAUGGUGCCAGUGGCGCCCUAUAACAGGGAGGCCCGUGAGGCCGUCCGCAGGACUUGGGGCAGUGAGAGGCAGGUACUGGGCAAAGAGGUUUGUCUGUUCUUCCUGCUGGGACUGCCCAGUGGAGAGGAGACAGAGCAGCUCCAGGAGAAGGUGCUGCAGGAGAGCAAAGAGCACCAGGAUCUGCUGCAGAGCGACUUCAUAGACAGCUACAAAAACCUGACCAUCAAGACCAUGGUGAUGAUGGAGUGGCUGAGCUCUCGCUGCCCCAACGCCUCCUACGCCAUGAAGAUCGACUCAGACAUGUUCCUCAACGUGAACACCUUGGUCAACAUGCUGCUUCACGCUCCAACGCAAAACUACAUGACUGGACUAGUGGCCCGAUGGGGAGCUGUUCUAAGAGACCGUAACUCCAAAUGGUACCUUCCAAAGGAUGUGUUUCCUGAACCAGUAUACCCACCUUAUGCUCUGGGUCUGGGCUAUGUCUUCACCUUAGACCUCCCCAGGAAGCUGGUGGAGGCGUCCAGGCAUGUUAAAGCUGUCUACAUAGAGGAUGUGUAUCUGGGACUGUGUAUGAGACACCUGGGCAUCCGGCCUACUGACCCCCCCAGUGGAAACCUUUUUCAGGGGUAUGCAGGAGCCCAGGACCGCUGUCACUACAUGGCUGUUAUCACGACCAUCCUCGACACUCCUCAGGAGCUUCUAGACAUAUGGAGACACUUGCACCAACCUGGGCCUGUCUGUUAUUGAAAACAACACUCUGGGAAAGACAAAUAGCCUUGAGGUUAGAGCGUUGGGCCAAUAACCCAAAAGGGUGAUGGUUCCAAUCCCAGAGCUGACAAAAUGGCAAAUCUGUCACUGUGCCUUUGAGCAAGCACUUAACCCCAGUGCUCCAUGGGAGCUGGACAAUGGUGUCCCUCACCGGGACCUCGCUCCCUGUGGUUGUCUUGUUUGAGCUGUGACUUUCUCUUGGAUGCUUUUCUCUGGGUGUGGUAGAGAGGGAUUGCCUUAUCUCUGUGUUUCUGUGGGUGUGGUAGAGAAGGGUCACAUUAUCUCUGUGUUUCUGUGGGUGUGGUAGAGAAGGGUCACCUUAUCCCUGUGUUUCUGUGGGUGUGGUAGAGAAGGGUCACAUUAUCUCUGUGUUUCUGUGGGUGUGGUAGAGAAGGGUCACCUUAUCCCUGUGUUUCUGUGGGUGUGGUAGAGAAGGGUCACCUUAUCUCUGUGUUUCUGUGGGUGUGGUAGAGAAGGGUCACAUUAUCUCUGUGUUUCUGGGGGUGUGGUAGAGAAGGGUCACCUUAUCUCUGUGUUUCUGUGGGUGUGGUAGAGAAGGGUCACCUUAUCUCUGUGUUUCUGCAGUGGUGGAAAAGGUACUUAAUCAUCAUACUGUAGUAAAAGUAAAGAUUCCUUAAUAGAAAAUGACUCAGGUAAAAGUGAAAGUCCCCCAGUAAAAUAUGACUUGAGUAAAUGUCUAAAAGUAUUUGGAUAUAAAUGUACUUUUUACUUUUGAUAGCAAAGCAUAAGUAUAAAUCAAUUCAAAUUCCUUAUAUUAAGCAAACCAGACGGCACUGUUUUCUAGUUUGUUUUAAUUUACAGAUAGCCAGGGACACACUCCAACACUGAGACAUCAUUUACAGAUAGCCAGGGACACACUCCAACACUGAG